Molecule: messenger RNA, 1308 nt
Organism: Dermatophagoides pteronyssinus (European house dust mite)
Lineage: Eukaryota; Metazoa; Arthropoda; Arachnida; Sarcoptiformes; Pyroglyphidae
Source: RefSeq, a predicted model, not a curated record
CAAAACCAAAAACUUUUCCGUCAUUUUGAAUAGGCGGAGCUUGUCGGUAUUUGUGAUUGAGAAGAAUUGGUUUGAUUCUAGAAUUGGCGCGCACAUACGCCCAAUUACGAGUUUUGGUUUUUGGAAGAAAAUUCCUCGUCGAUCGGCCAGUAUCAGUUUGGAAAGGAAGCCAGUACUGUUUGGGUGCAAAUUUCAUCAACAACUUGAUGAUUUGGGUGAUGUUUGAAAUGGCUCAAUCAUUAUGGUCAUCAUUGGAUUUCAAUCAUCAUUGCUGGUUGAUUGUUUUGAUCAUCAUCACCAUCAACGAUAUGAUGGUGAACGCUCGUCAUUUAUCCUCAUCGAUUUCGACCCCAAUCGAUCAACACGAUCAAACCAUGCAAGAAUGUACAUUGGAAAAUUUUCAACAAUGCAUUUCCGGAUUAUGGUCAUCAUCCGGCGGCAAUAAUGGCGAUCUAGCAUUUCCCACUACAGCCCAACAAUUGCAACUAACCUGCACGGAUCUGAAAAAGCGUGUCGGUUGUUUGGAUCGACAUUCAGAACGCUGUUUUACCAAUGAAAUGAUGCAGGUAUUUGGUCAUAUUGUGACCAAUGCUAAACAAUUCGUACAUGAUCUAUGUGAUGAUCGCAAAGUGCAAGCAGAAUACCUGAUACAUGCUAAAUGUUUUCGAAAUAUUUCUCUCGACGAACAUAAAUGUGCCCACGAAUAUCGUGAUGCAAUCGAAUUGCCGCCGUUAUCGUUACAGAAUCCACACCAACAACAACGUCGGGAAAUACAAAUGAAGGAAAUCAUAAUGCGAAGAUCAUGUUGUGCUCUUCAGGAAUUGGUUCUCUGCAAACGACGUCAUGUUCGCGAACAAUGUGGCCAAUCGGCAUCAAUAUUUAUGCGUGAUCAUUUACCACGAAUAACCAAUCCGGUGUUGGAACAACAUUGUCAGGCAUAUACUUAUGGACCGGGCACUUGUGAUGAAGCAUUGUACGGUAUUCGAGGUCGCAUGAUCGACAUGUCAAAUGAUGAUCAUCAGCAUGAUAACCAUCAGGAUCACCAAAAUACAUUUCGAAUCAAUCCAUCAGAAUCAACGGGCAAUACAAUCAUAUUGCAACGACAUCUCAAACUCAAACAACAGAAUCAAAUGAUGAAAACAACUCAAUCAAACCUAGAAUCAUCGUCAGGAACGAUGAUGGCCAACUGGAAUUGGUUGGAAUAUAAUUUAUUUAUCACAUUGAUAGUGUUAAUAUUGAUUGAUCACCUUAACUAACGAUAUUUGUAAUAAUAAAUAGCGCCUAUGAUGACGCCAAUAACCAAUGUAA